Molecule: messenger RNA, 7147 nt
Organism: Epinephelus lanceolatus (giant grouper)
Lineage: Eukaryota; Metazoa; Chordata; Actinopteri; Perciformes; Serranidae
Product: LIM and calponin homology domains-containing protein 1-like
Biological process (GO): positive regulation of stress fiber assembly; regulation of focal adhesion assembly
Cellular component (GO): stress fiber
Molecular function (GO): myosin II head/neck binding
Source: RefSeq, a predicted model, not a curated record
CUAAAAUGCGCGGCAGCAGCCUCGCGCAGUUCGGCUGCGUACAAGAAUCAUUAUUUUUAGCGCCCUAGCUCGUGUUGCAGUUUCGGGGUCGCGAGCUUUUCUCUCCACCUCCGUGCCACACUUUGAGCAGGACCUGCAGUUGAGCACCAGAGAGCCAGAGCUGGAGUUGCGGGGCGUUUGACGGUAGAAAACGAGGAGGAGGAUAACGGGCUGACAGAGCGGGGAGGGGAGCACCACCAACACAUCUUAUCACAUAUCACGUAUCACCGUCCGGUACACACUCACUCACUCUGUGGUCCUCGGUAAACGGCCUGCCCGGAGAUGGCUAGCCCCACAGCAGGUCGAGAUAACCCGGAGGCUUCGCCGCGGGACGAGCCGGAGCUGUCAGGGUCGCACCAUCCCGAACCAGCCUGUCUGGAGGCGCAGAAAUGGAUAGAGGCUGUAACAGGGAAGAGCUUUGGAGACAAGGACUUCCGCAGCGGACUGGAGAAUGGCAUCCUGUUAUGCGAGCUGCUGAGUGCAAUCAAACCAGGGCUGGUCAAGAAGAUCAACAGACUGCCCACCCCCAUCGCUGGCCUGGACAACCUGUCAGUCUUCCUGCGGGGCUGUGAGGAGUUGGGCCUGAAGGGCUCCCAGCUGUUUGACCCCGGGGACUUGCAGGACACUUCCAUACGGGCCAACCUCAAGGACUCUGACUGCAACCGCAAGCUAAAAAAUGUGCUGAACACAGUGUUCUGGCUUGGGAAGGCUGCCAGCGGCUGCGCCUCCUACAGCGGCCCUACUCUCAACCUCAAGGAGUUUGAAGGGCUUCUAGCUCAAAUGAAGGUGGAGAGCGAGGAAGGAGGCGACAGUUCACAGAAGCGCAGCGUGAGAGACAGCGGCUACGACUGUUGGGACUCUGAGAGGAGCGACUCUCUCUCUCCACCAAGACACACUCGAGACAACUCCCUAGACAGUCUGGACUCCUUCGGCUCCCGCUCACAGCACAGCCCUUCUCCUGAUGUGGUGAAUCGAGGCAACAGUGAUGGGCGAGGCAGCGACUCAGAGGCCGAUGCCCCCAGCAGAAGGCCAGAUGUGCGAAAAGAUGACAUGUUGGCCAGACGGACGGCCAGCAGUGAAUCAAGAUGCUCCAUUCCCUUUAACCAGUUUCUUCCCAACCGAACCAACGCCAGCUCCUACAUCCCAACUCCACGCCGAAAACCACACACAGAGGAAGGAGAGCAGCGGAGUCACCCCCAAGCCACUCCAGAACAGCCUAAAAAAACUGGACCACACCACAAAACUCCUAAGACUGUCACUUGGGCACUUGAGAACAAUGGGGAAAAAGUAAAACAGGAAGAGGAAAAGGUGACCCGGGAAUCGGUGGAGCAGAGGAGGCUGCAGAUGUUGGAGAAGGCAGGAAUUAAAGUGCUGCCUGCUGCCGUUCGCUACAGCAGCCCUCCCACAAUGGAGCACCGGGAAGUGAGGUCACCGUCCCCAAACAUCAUCCUUCGCUGCGAAAAUGACUUUUUGAGCUCUAACAAAUCUGCAUUGGACUCCUCUGACGCAGAAGAGGAGGCAGAGGUGAGGAAAGUCCCCGAUGUUCAGAGAGAUGACCUGGCAUCCAGACGAGCUCUUCGCAGCCCCGUCGCUCCCAAAGUGCAUCAGUUUGUCCCUCCACCUGUAUGUAGUGACAAAGACCGAGAGCGCUGGGAAGGCAUUAGACGAGCCUCUCAGCAAACGCUGCAGGAGAAGGAGAUCAGUGAAAAGGAAGCAGUCCCUGACAUCAUUACACGCAGAGACAACCCCUUCCUUAAAUCCGCCCCUCGCCAUGAGGAAGAGGAGGAUGAGGAGGAAGAUGGAGAAGAGGUUAAGGCGAUGCCUAAUAAGCAGAAGGAUGACCUGGCUCGGAGGCGGGCUCAGAGUAAGCCCCUCCCUCACAGGGAUGGACCAGUGAGCUUUGUUACUGCCUCCAUUAGCGAGGCAGAUAUGCAGAAGUGGGAGAGACUCAAGAUGACUGAACCCAGUGAGGCUAGCCCGGCCCCUGUGUGUCAGGCUUGUCUGCAGAAAAAUUAUGGAAGUCCUUUCAGCGGAUCAGCAAAGGCUGGACGAGGUCACAGCAAAGUUGUGACCUUUGGAGGUGUGACUGAGAUCGGGCAGCCAAUAGACACAGUCACGUCAAGUGAAGGGGAGGAGACGGAGUUGCUAAGACGACUCCUUUCCAAGACAACUGUAGCAAUGCCUACCAUUGGCCUGGGCUCCCAGCUUUCAGAGCGGGAACGCAGGCAGGUAGAUGGAGCUGACCUCAAUCAACCCACCCCUCCUUCUGCUGACCUCCCACCCUGCACCCCUGAAACCCCUCCUUCUGCUGCUGAGCUGGAUGCACGUCUGGCUCAGUAUGAACAGAGAGCAGAGGAGGAGGAUGAGGAGGAAGAGGAAAGAAUCCCAGAUCUUCGGAAAGACGACAUGAUGGCGAGGAGGACGGGAGUUUUCCAUAAACAAAGCGCCUCUACAGUGACUUACAACCGUUUCCUGCCUCUGCCCAGCACUAAGCGCGACACACAAGGGGAGGUCACCACUGAUGCUGCUCCGCGGAACAAAAGGAAAGUGCAGGCAGACAGGAGCAAGAAACUGAAUGUCAGGAGUUUCUCUCAUAGAGUUGAGCAGCAGCCACCCAGAGUUCCCAUGGAAACACCUCAACCGCAUCCUGACACGAUUGUCAUCCGAGCAACGUCUCACAGCGAACGAGAGUAUGAUGAUGAUGACGAGUACGAUGAAAAUGAGCCUCUGCCUGACCUGGAGAAGGAUGAUAUGAUGGCACGAAGGACCAGAUCAUUCCAAAAACAGAGUGCAGCCAGAACAAACCAGUCCCUCAACCAGUUCCUCCCAGUGCCUGGAUCAGUUAAAUAUAACAUCGCCCCAGUGUCUGCAAUGAAGCCACUACACAGCAGACCUAAACUCACAGAGAAGAUGGCUUGUGAGAGCAGCAGUGUUACCGUGGCAGCAGAACCUCAAGCCCUGCCCUCCAAAGCCCCGAUCCUCUGUACGCGUGCAGGGCUGAGGGAGAGACAGGACGAGGAUGGAAAGCAAGACAUGACAAUCCCUAACACCUCUGUCACAAAUGUGACUGAGCCCCCCUCUCCAUUGCGCACCCCUCCAUCCAGUCCUGCUCGUGCUCAGACUUUUAAAGUGAAGGCAGAGCUUGAAAACCAGAGUGUUGAGGAAAGAGCUGAGGAAAAGGUGGAUGAGAGAAAGAAGGACGUGAACGAGCAACCACGAAAGAAACCGUUCUGGCUGGAUGACGAUAAUCUACCUCCCAUCAUGAUGAGCCGGAGAGUUGCUUUUAUGUCUGAGGACACUGAGAGCGUGAGUAUGAGUGACAUGCUUAACGAGGAUGAGGUGGGACACUUACCGCCACUGAGCCAAUCGCGAUAUGAGCGCAUGCACGAACAGUACAACAACUUUCAGGAAGAUGACGACCACUGGCAAAAUGACUUGGCUCGCUGGAAGAAUCGCCGCCGCAGCGCAUCGCAGGAACUGAUCAGGAAAGAGGAAGAGAGAAAGAGGAUGGAGAAAAGGAUGAAGGAGGAGAGAAGUGAAAGCAAUAAGAGGAAAAGCAUUAAGACCUACAAAGAGAUCGUGGAGGAGAAGGAGCGCAGAGAGGCAGAGUUGUGUGAAGCCUACAGGAACGCAGCGACUCCAGAGGAGGCCGCCAUGGUUUUACAACGAUACGCUCUUCGCUUCACCAUUAGUGACGCAACACUGGACAGCCUGAAACUGCCCAGAUCCACUUCAAAACCCAAACACGACCUUAUUAAGGUGGACAAGGAGCACAAAACAACACCACCUAUCAAUGAAACAUCAGAGCCUCUGUACAAACCAGAGCCAUCUGUUACACAACACCAGACGCCCACAGACCCUGAAGAGAUGGAAACAGAUCCAACUGCUCAACAAGAGACAUCAGCUUCUGUCUCUCCCAGCUUCCCGACACUUGGCAGCCCACUCAGCCCAAUCACAAACUCAGAAAGCGUGCCACCUCAGUCACUAGAACUGAAUGAGCCUCAGUCCAAACCAACCGAGUCUCCAACUACACAUCAAGAACAGCCGAUCACAGGAGGUGCAGAGCCUCAAACCAAACACACUCCGCCUCAGACUGCACAAGUGCAACCUCAAACCUCACAGCCUGUACACACACUCCCCUCCCCUCCAUCUGUAUCCCCCAGACCCGUCCCCCUGCUGGCAGCCAAGCCCUACUGCCAGCCCAGGAACACACAGCCUGGACACAAACCUGUCAAGAUGGACGGGUUGGUGCGAGUGAAUGGAGAUGUGAUGGAGGAUUUAUCUUCUUCCACUCCACCUAUCUCUGCACAGCACUCACCACUGGAGGUCAAAGAUGUUCCCUCAGAGCAGACUGAGAAAGCUGUUCCCUCUAAACAUACAGAAACAAGCGUUCCCCCCAAACCAACAGAGAAAGAUGUUCCCUGCACACUGACAGAGAAACACGUUCCCUCCAAAGAGAUAGAGAAGGACGUUCCCUCCAAUCAGACGGAGAAAGAUGUUCCCUCUGAGCAGAGUACGACCAAUCAGGAGACGGUGCAGCAGACGCCUCCCCCACAGAUGCCGCCUCCACAGACAGAAAAACCAACUUUGUCUUUAGGCUCGGCCAUCAGCUCCCUGAUUGGAGGCCGAAACUGUACCAUCACGACAACUAUUGUGACAGAGCUCACACAUGUGGAGCCGCAUCAUCCGGAUAUCCACAGCAAUGGACAGGUCAACGGUACUUCUGGGUUAUCUGGGAGUCCAGUGGAGGAGAACAAGGUGCAGCCGGCUACAUCACAAAACAGCAUGCACGAAUAUUCUCCCACUGUCACAGAGGGACUUGAGGAGAGCAGUGUGACUAUUGAGACCCCCAUGUUGAACUUGGCUAAACGUGUUAAUCACUGGGUCUGGGACCCCAAUGAGGAGCGUAAACGCCUGGAAAGUUGGCAACAGGAGCAGGAGCGCCUCCUACAGGAGCAAUACCAGAGAGAGCAGGAGAAGCUGAAGAAGGAGUGGGAGAAAGCCCAGCUUGAGGUGGAGGAGGAGGAGAGGAAGCACAAUGAAGAGGAGAGAAAGAUCUUGGAGGAGACUGUGACACCCUUAAAUCCCACCUGCUCAUUAAACCAGCAGUUGGGACAGACGGGGACGACUCCAUCAACUCCAGAAAACAACAAGACAGAAAUAAGAAAUGUUCCUGCUCAGCAAAACGGCCAAAGACCCUCCCCUGGGAGUGAGGAUCAGCACGCAUCCAAGCUGCAUUUUUUCCAGGGUGAGAUGCAUGCAGAAAUACACGCUGAUGCAGGAGAUUCUGCAGGUGACGGUGAACCUUCAAAGAAACAGGAACUGUGGAAGACGGCCUCUCUGGACCGCAACCCUCAGCUGAACCAGCCACAUAUUGUUAAACGGUCUGAAUCACAUGACGCCGUGACAAGCAAACAGCAGAUCUCCCCUUCAUCACCUCAGCCUCCCUCACCUAGCAGGUGUGUUAGUGGGAAGAGACUGUGUACUGGUUGUUCUCAGCCUCUGGGAAAAGGAGCUGCUAUGAUCAUCGAUACACUGGGACUCUUUUUCCACAUACAGUGUUUUAAGUGUGGAGUGUGUGAAGGGCAGCUGGGUGACGCCACUACAGGGACUGACGUACGGAUUCGUAACGGACUGCUGAGCUGUCAUGAGUGCUAUAUUGCAUCUCGGGGCAGAGGUCAGCCCACCACACUAUGAUGAACUGGAAGUCCCCACUGUCCUCAUCUGUGAUUGGACGUAGAAGAAUUCUUGAGCUUUGACUCACAUCCUGGAAAUUCUGGAAUUCUCUUGAAAACUUAGAAUCAUCAUCUUUCUCCUGAAUUGCACAAACAGCUUUAUGGAUGUUACUGAGAGCAAAAACUGGACUGACAUGCAGACUGAGUGACACAGCAUCACAUGCACAUACAGAACAGUGUGUGUGCUUAUUAACUGUACACAUGUAUACACUUUAACAUUUUAAUACGUGUAGCAUGGAUGUAAUCAAACAAAUCAACGUGUUUAGACCUUUGCACAUCCAUAUUUAGCACAGUUAGACACUAAAAUAAGGAUCUGAUAACAUGUUAACGCUGAACGCUGAACCACUGCACAUCAGUCUCAAAGUCUUGAUUCAUUAACCCCUGCUUCUGCACUGAUCAUGUGACAGGUCUGGGUUGGAAAACCGGAAGUAGCUUGACCAUUACAAUGCCUUACUCAUCAUCAUCAUACUUUCUCAUCCUUUUUUUGGGUUUUGUGUUUACAGUUUUGCAUGAAAGAAGAACAUAUAUAAGUUAUUGUGAGUAUUGCUCAGAUGACGUAGUGUGAGUUUGACGUACGUUGUUAUCGUCUCGACAGCUGAACUUUCCUCUUGUAUGUUGUACAUCAUCAUGAUAUUUUCCGUUUUUUUUUUUUUUUUUGGGCAUCUCGCUAACUUACACAAGCUUUUUUUUUUUUCUUUAUAAUUAAUUUUACAGGAAUGAGAAUGCAUGUUAUUAAUUAUAUACUUGUUCUUUGGAUUUUUAAAUAUUUUCCCUUUAAGAUGUUUUAGCCAUUGUUUUAUUCUCAUAGACUGACUGCAUCCGAAUCAGUGCCUUAUGUAAUGAAUGCGAGAGGGCUAGUGUAUGUGCAGGAGCUGUUCACACCCACACGGACCUCUGGGUCUUGGCACAUGUGUGUGUAUGUGUGUGUGUGUGUGUGUGUGUGUGUGUGUGUGUGUGUGUGCGUGAGUGUAUGAGGUCAUGCAUGUACAGGUGCGACUGCAAUGUGUGAUCUGACUUGAAGCACAGUUCCAUACCAGCAAAAAACAUUUCAAAUGGAUCUUCUAAUCACCUGCUCUUUUCUUCCACCCCCUCUUCCAUGAGCUAAACCAAUGACACAAAGUGAUUUGCUGCUUCCCUGUUAAUUGUUCCUCCUUAUAAUGACAGCUCCACAACGUCCUCCUAUAAUCUCUCCUCGUCUGCCUCUCUCACAAGUGUUGCCUCCCCAGAGUCUGAGCUGAACGCCUCUCUCCUCUGUGUGUCAUCGCCUCAGUCUGAACACCUGACAGCGUCUUCAUCACUCAGAGGAACAGAGCGCUCAGUUCAUUGUCUUUUAUAGCAAGUGUAUGUUUAUCAAUAAAAUAUUUUAAAUGGGA